Macadamia integrifolia is the source of this 1388-nucleotide messenger RNA. Its product is annotated as ATP-dependent Clp protease proteolytic subunit-related protein 3, chloroplastic. Bases 203 to 1162 code for a protein of 319 amino acids. NCBI's taxonomy places the organism in Eukaryota, Viridiplantae, Streptophyta, Magnoliopsida, Proteales, Proteaceae. Gene Ontology annotation, molecular function: serine-type endopeptidase activity; ATP-dependent peptidase activity; ATPase binding. Gene Ontology annotation, cellular component: endopeptidase Clp complex. The transcript has 9 exons. Gene Ontology annotation, biological process: protein quality control for misfolded or incompletely synthesized proteins. The record is from RefSeq and is a predicted model, not a curated record.
AGCCGUCCGACUUCGGAGAAAGUAGUGACUAGUGAGUCCAGCGACCGACUCUAAUCUCAAUUCUCUGGUCAUUCUGAAACACAAGGUCACGGUGAUAAACGAUUCGUGUGAGACGAAGCGAGAGGGACACACGGGUUGUAGAGGUUUCGGGGAUUUGAAGCUUAGAACAAGUGGGUGGAGAGAGAGAGAGAGAGCUGCAAACAUGGCUACAUCUCUGCAAGUAUCAUCCAUUUCACCUUCUUCGUCUUCGGUUUUCAGAAGAGGGAGCGGAAAGAGUUUUUGCAGCAUUAAUAGUAGAAGUGCUGCUACGAUUCCGAUGCCUCCUUUGAACCCUAAGGAUCCUUUUCUGAAGAAACUGGCGUCAGUUGCUGCGUCUUCCCCAGAUUCUCUACUUUCUCGACCUUCGGAUUCUGAUACUCCUCCAUUCCUCGACGUUUUUUAUUCUCCCAAGCUCAUGGCAACUCCCGCUCAAGUGGAACGAUCUGUUUCCUACAACGAACACAGGCCAAGGAAGCCUCCACCAGAUUUGCCAUCCUUGCUUCUUAAUGGGAGGAUUGUUUACAUUGGCAUGCCUUUGGUGCCAGCUGUCACGGAGCUUGUGAUUGCGGAGCUGCUUUAUCUGCAAUAUAUGGAUCCCAAAGAACCAAUUUAUCUUUAUAUAAAUUCUACUGGCACAACACGUGAUGAUGGUGAAACAGUUGGGAUGGAGUCAGAGGGUUUUGCAAUAUAUGAUGCAAUGAUGCAGUUGAAAAAUGAAAUACAAACAGUUGCUGUCGGAGCUGCCAUUGGUCAGGCUUGUCUACUACUUGCUGCUGGAAAGAAGGGUAGACGGUUCAUGAUGCCACAUGCCAAAGCCAUGAUUCAGCAGCCUCGUGUCCCAUCAUCUGGUUUAAUGCCAGCAAGUGAUGUUCUUAUCCGUGCAAAAGAGAUCGUAACUAAUAGGGACACACUUGUUGAGCUUUUGUCGAAGCACACUGGAAAUUCUCUUGAGAAUGUAGCAGAAGUGAUGAAGAGGCCAUUUUAUAUGGAUUCCACAAGGGCUAAAGAGUUUGGUGUCAUUGACAAGAUUCUUUGGCGUGGUCAAGAGAAGAUAAUGGCUGAUGCUGCCUCACCGGAGGAAUGGGACAGGAUAGCUGGCGUUAAGGUCAUUGAUGGGAUGUAAAACUGUCUGAUAAAUAUCUGUCCAAUGCCUUUGUAAGUAAUCCUCCAACCCCCCGCCCCCGGGGGUGGUGGGGGUUCUCUUUUAACUCAAAUUUUGGAGGCCCUGAAUUGUUGCUGCAUGUAAAAGUUGUUUCAUAACAAGUUCUCCAAAAAAAUUGCACCCCGCUAUCUUUGUAUAACAACUAGGCCAAAGCAUUUAGAAUGGAGAGUUACAGAAAAUUCCAUUA